AUGUCGAACGCCGUCUAUCGCUUCGAAAUAUCCCCAAACAAUCGGGCGGGAUGCCAGAAUUCUAAAUGCAAACAUGACGGUGUCAAGAUUAUGAAAGGUGAAUUCCGCUUCGGUACUCAAGUGUUCAUCCAGGAGCACUACAGUUGGCAAUGGAAACAUUGGGGAUGUGUCACACCAGUACAGAUUGCAAAUCUACAAUCUCAAGUCGGCCCCUUGGAAGACUUGGAUCUGGACAAGGACCUUCCAGCCAUUCUUGACGGCUAUGAUGAACUGAUUGUUGAAGCUCAAGAGAAGGUCAAGGAUGCAUUGGUUCACGGCCACGUUGCAGAUGAAGACUGGAAGGGGGAUCCCGAGUUGAAUCGUCCCGGAAUGAAAGGCAUCAACAAGCGUACCCCAAAGAAGAAGAAGGCCCCGAAGACAGAUGUAGACGACGAAGCGGGUGCAAAUGGAGACGACCAAUCACCAUCUAAGCCCAAGGCAAAGAAGGGUAGACCGAAGAAGGUCAAGGCAGAAUUGGCUGAGGGAGACGAAGAGGUUCCGGCGCCGAAGACUGCUCGUGGCCGCAAACGCAAGGCAUCUGCCGAAGACGAGUUGGAUGCACCUGUCGAAAAACCAAAGAAAUCUCGUGCCAAAAAGAUCAAGGCUGAAGAGCAUCAACCCUUGGACUCCGACAAUCCAGUAGACGCACCAGCAAAGCCAGCCAAGAAGUCCCGUCAUCCCAAGAAAGAAGAGCCGUCAGAAGAAGACGAAGCCCCCGUCGCGCCGAAAGCCAAAGCUGCAAAGUCAAAGGCAUAUGAUGAGGAAGAUGACACAGACGACGCACCAGAGCCGCCAAAAAAGAAGAAGAAGGGCAGAGCCGGUCGCAGCAAGAAAUAA
Exophiala spinifera is the source of this 876-nucleotide messenger RNA. RefSeq lists its product as uncharacterized. The coding region runs from base 1 to 876 and encodes 291 amino acids. The record is from RefSeq and is a predicted model, not a curated record. Gene Ontology annotation, molecular function: DNA binding; zinc ion binding. The transcript is spliced from 4 exons. Lineage: Eukaryota; Fungi; Ascomycota; Eurotiomycetes; Chaetothyriales; Herpotrichiellaceae.